AUGUAUACACAGAAAGACAAUAGUUCCACUCAACAAGAAAUUGCAAAUCUCUUUGGUAUUUCAAGAAGUGCUAUUAGUCGUUCCCUCAAUUCGGGUGGUGUUGCAAUUAAUUUUAAUAUUUAUAUGUAA
Molecule: messenger RNA, 129 nt
Organism: Dictyostelium discoideum AX4
Lineage: Eukaryota; Evosea; Eumycetozoa; Dictyosteliales; Dictyosteliaceae
Exons: 1
Coding region: 1-129 (42 amino acids)
Source: RefSeq, a predicted model, not a curated record